AGUAUAACUCAAUUUCAGAGUUUUGGGCUGCAUGGGCCCCUCAGGAUUGUAGUUUACUGUGUGGAGCAGGUGCACAGGCAGGCGGAAGGUUACCAUGAAAAGCUGGAGGUCACAUCACGGAAACACACGUGUGUUAAGAUGAAUUGAUUGCUGUCAAUUUGAACAAGGCGAGUUGUUUGUGUCUGUUAGGUUUUGUCGCAGACAUUUCUCAUUUCAAGUCUGUUUUGUUUGAACGAGGAAGUUUAAGUUCAAUAAAACAAUUUCUUGAGUCCAGUUUAAACGGAUUCAAUCUUCCAUAAACUUUGUCAGAAAGUAGUAUUGCUCCCGCGUGUCUCUCCUCCCCCCCCCUUGAGGAAACAAACGCGUAUCCGCGCGCGCGCAGAGCGGAUACAGCGCACAGUUUGCGGUGAGCUGUCUGUCUCUCUGUCAGUGAGCCUGCGCGGCUCAAUGUGCGACAGCAGGAGGAAGACAGACAGACAAUUAUCGUGGCUUAAGGUUGGCCUGGAUGGCACCGACGUCCCGCUGAGCGCGAGCUGCAGAGCACCCAAGUGGCGAGUAGGGGGGUGGGUGGGGGGGCUGUACGUGAAACUUAAAGAGGUCGGGAUGGACGGAAAAGGCACCCUGAAGAUGUUCAGGAAGAAACGGGAACUCAUCAAGACGCCAUCCAUCUCGAAGAAGAGCCGAGCAGGAAGCCCAGGUCCGCAGAGCGGCGCCCAGUCUCUGUCCAUUCUCCAGGAGCAGCCCCGGAAAGAUGCUGGUGAUGCCGCCCUCUCCUCUUCGCCCUCCUCCUCUUCAAUGCUUACCCCAACGUCAGACCCCUCCCCAUCCUGCCCGGGCACCCCGAGCGCCCAGCAGAGUAAGAUGGCAGCGAUGCAAGGAGUGGGCUGUCCGUCUCCCAUGUCCACCCUGAAGAGACCCACCAGCCUGAGCAGACACGCCAGCGCUGCAGGGUUCCCCCCUCUCCAGUCGUGGGUGUUCACUAAAGGCCAGGGGAAAGGAGCCUUGACCCCGACCCCUCCGUCCGAUGGUCCAGAGAGCACGGCCAUUGAGGUUGAGGAUAUCCCAGCCCUGCUGAGGGACGUGGCGCGCUUCGCUGAGGCCGUGGAGAAACUGAAGGAUGUCGUGCUGACUGAAGGGAAGGAGAGUCAACGGCCCGUGGCCCAUGAGUGUUUGGGAGAGGUGCUGCGUGUGCUGCGUCAGGUUAUUAACACCUACCCUCUGCUCAACACCGUGGAGAUCCUCACUGCAGCUGGCAAACUCAUAUCCAAAGUCAAAGGUUUCCACUACGAGGCCAGUAACGAGGCAGACAAAAAGGAGUUUGAGAAGGCAAUAGAAACCAUUGCAGUUGCUUUUAGCAGCAAUGUGUCUGAACUGCUGAUGGGAGAGGUGGACAGCAGCACGCUGCUCUCCCUGCUGCCCACUGAGAAGAGCAGGUCGAUGGAGAACUUGUACGCUGCGACAGGCCAGGGAGGAGACGGCAGCCACUUCAGGAGCGACAUGCAGGACAUGGCCAAAGCUGAGGAAGUGGACGUGAUCCUCCAGCGCAGUGAAGGAGGGGUGGACUCUGCUCUGCUUUAUGCCAAAACCAUUUCCAAGUACACAAAGGACCUGAUAAGCUACGUGGAAAAGCGAACCUCACUGGAGAUGGAGUUCUCCAAAGGCCUCCAGAGAUUAUACCAGUCCUGCAAACACAGCAUAACACAUCCCCACAUGCCCCUCUUCUCCAUCUACUCUCUGGCUCUGGAGCAGGACCAGGAGCAGAGUGUGGGUCUGCAGCAGGCCACCACCACCCUGCACAGCCAGACCUUCAUCCAGCCUUUAAUGCAGCGUAAACAGGAGCAUGAAAAGAAACGGAAGGAAAUCAAGGAACACUGGAUCCGAGCUAGGAGAAAACUGAUGGAGUGUGAGGCAAACCUUCGGAAGGCCAAACAAAUCUACAUGACCCGCUGCGAGGAGUACGACAAGGCCAAAACAGCAGCCAGCAGAGCAGAGGAGGAGGGAGGAGGAUCCACAGCCAAGUCUGUGGAGAAGAAGAAACGAUUAGAGGAAGAGGCUCGCAACAAGGCAGACGAGGCGGAGGCCACCUACAAGACCUGUAUAGCAGAUGCCACCACUCAGCUGCAUGAGCUGGAGCACACAAAGGUCACAGUGCUGAGACAGCUGCAGGACGUCAUCAAGCAGAGCGACCAGACCCUCCGCUCGGCGACCAUCUCCUACUACCAGCUCAUGCACAUGCAGACAGUAGCCCUUCCCGUCCAUUACCAGACUCUGUGUGAGAGCAGUAAGCUGUACGACCCGGGCCAGCAGUACGCCGCCCACGUGCGAGACCUGCAGCUACCAGAGCAACCGAUGGUCCAAUACACAUUUGAGGCCUACUCCCCCUCCAGCACAUCGUCACACCAUGGCCACAGACCAAGGAACGACAGUUUCAACACAGAGCAGACGAGCAGCACAGACAGCCCCACCGUCAGUGUGGAUACAGCAGCAGAGACGCACCACAAGAGGAAGGGCCAUAAGUCCUGGGAUUCAAUAGUGAGCGAUGACAGUAUUGGAGGAGAGGGAGGCCUGGAGUCUCCCACUGCCAGCACAAGUGACAUCAGCAAAAUGGCUCGGACGUCAUCCACUGGAACAAUGUCGUCCAAUGAGGAUGCAGAUGAGAAAGACGGGAAUGUUGCCUCAUUUGAAAGUCCAAAUAUGAACGGCAUGGAUCCUGAUGGGGUGGCUUCCACCAGGCCUUUCCGUAACAUCGGCUUGUCUAAAGCUGCCCAGACCCACCGGUUGAGGAAGCUACGCACCCCUGCGAAGUGCAGGGAGUGUGACAGCUACGUUUACUUCCAGGGAGCCGAGUGUGAGGAGUGUUUCUUGGCGUGCCACAAGCGCUGUCUGGAGACUCUGGCCAUCCAGUGUGGCCACAAGAAGCUGCAGGGCCGCCUGCAGCUGUUCGGCAGAGAGUUCACUGCGGUAGCAAGCUGUGCCAGUGACGGCAUCCCCUUCAUCAUCACCAAAUGUAUCUUUGAGAUAGAGAGACGGGCACUCAAGAUGAAGGGCAUCUACAGGGUGAACGGGGUGAAGACUCGUGUGGAGAAGCUCUGUCAGGCCUUUGAGAAUGGCAAGGAGCUGGUCGAACUGUCCCAGUGUUCGCCACAUGACAUUAGCAACGUCCUCAAGCUUUACCUCAGACAGUUGCCGGAGCCAAUCAUGCCGUUCCGCAUGUACAACAGUCUGAUGGGAUUGGCCAAAGAGAGUCUGCACAGUGGAGACACACAAGGAGACACACCAGAGGGAGAGGAGGCAGAAUCGAGCCGUAGUAUCCCAGGAGUGAGCAAGGGGCUGGAGGACCGGGGCCCUGACACAGACCCAGAUGUCCUAAACCUAGUGGACAAACUGAGGCAACUUGUGAGCGAGCUGCCCAAGGCUAACGUUGCCACGCUGCGCUACAUCAUUCGCCACCUUCGUAGGAUUGCAGAGCUGGAGGAGGAUAACAAGAUGAGUCCCAGUAACUUGGGUAUCGUGUUUGGACCCUCCCUGAUGCGUCCGCGUCCAACCGGGGCCACAAUAUCCCUGUCCUCUCUGGUUGAUUACCCCCACCAGGCCCGCAUUGUGGAGGCCCUCAUAGUCUUCUACUCAUCCAUCUUCCAGUCUAAAACCUCACAGUCACACAAAACCAGCCGCUCUGCUUCCACCUCCACUCAACAGGAUAGUACUGCAGACAAGACAGGGAGCUCCCCUGAUGGAGAGGAGGAUGGAAGCAGAGAGGAGCAGAACAAACCAGAUUCUGACAAGACGGAGGAGGGAUGCAGUAGUUCUCUGGGGUCGCUGGGCUCCAGCGAGCAGCUUCCCGACUCCGACUCAGAGCUGGACGAGAGCGGCCAGCGGACCGCACACUCCCAGAUUCUGAUAAAGCAGGAGAGCGAGGUAAGCAUGGACGACGACCAGCUGAGCUACAGGGACAGCCUGGACCUGUCCAGCCACUCUGCAACCCACACCGAUCCAGAACAAGACACAGAUCAGGACCAAGAAAACCCAGAAGGAGCGGAGCCGCCCGCGCUGCCAGACAGCGCGCCCCCAGAUGACGAAACAGGGACAGAGCAGGAUCUGAGCGCCUCACUGGCCGAGCUCAACGUGAACCAGUCAAACAACAACUACCCCUGCUCCCCUAUCUUAAACCUGUCGGGGCAUCCGCUGGCACCUCUGUGUGGGAAGAAGUUGCCUCUGACAAGAAACAGGGACAGUGAGCCUGAGUUUGUCUGAUAUCAUUGUCAAACUCAUGACUUGAGCGGCAAGAGUCAGUUUACAGUACAGCAAAAUUGAAACAGAGGGGAUUAUUUUUAAAUGUAGAUUAAGAGCAAAUUUAAGUUUUUAAUCUGUUGCAGCUGUAUCGAAUUGUCAGAGGAACAGCUGCACGCUUACUGCUGUUUGACGCAAUUACUCUGGUCGUUUGAGGUGUCAUCUCGAAUGAUUAAAGCACUCUUGGUAUUUUAAAGUGUAUUUACUUGUUACUUGCUUGAGGGCUAGUGAGUAGCAAGUCACAUCAGAAUGCCUGCAAAUUCUAUUAAAGUGCUGCUGGUUUUAUUUCAGGAGUAAAAUUAUAAAAAAAUAAAAAUAAAAAAAAAUCAGCCGUUUCUUUUAAAUGUUGCCUGUAUUGCCUUAUGAAUGUUCUGUCUAUUUUAAUAAAGAUUCUGUAUUUUAAAGUCA
This is a messenger RNA of Thunnus maccoyii (southern bluefin tuna), 4695 nucleotides long. It is a transcript of the gene arhgap45b, whose product is annotated as Rho GTPase activating protein 45b. The coding region runs from base 448 to 4251 and encodes 1267 amino acids. Gene Ontology annotation, cellular component: membrane. Gene Ontology annotation, molecular function: GTPase activator activity. The record is from RefSeq and is a predicted model, not a curated record. The transcript has 24 exons. Gene Ontology annotation, biological process: signal transduction; activation of GTPase activity. Lineage: Eukaryota; Metazoa; Chordata; Actinopteri; Scombriformes; Scombridae.